Sitodiplosis mosellana (orange wheat blossom midge) is the source of this 1678-nucleotide messenger RNA. RefSeq names its product oxygen-dependent coproporphyrinogen-III oxidase (gene Coprox). Gene Ontology annotation, cellular component: mitochondrial intermembrane space; cytoplasm. NCBI's taxonomy places the organism in Eukaryota, Metazoa, Arthropoda, Insecta, Diptera, Cecidomyiidae. The record is from RefSeq and is a predicted model, not a curated record. Bases 327 to 1547 code for a protein of 406 amino acids. The transcript is spliced from 5 exons. Gene Ontology annotation, molecular function: coproporphyrinogen oxidase activity.
GUCUCAUUUGUUUGACGUUUUCACUGUUCAGCCGUGUGAUAAAUCGCGUUUUAUGUUGUAACACAAACAAUUAUCACGGAUUCAACAGUUUAAUCAAUCUGGUAACCUGGGUUGUGGUAUAGAAAUGUUGUUUUUCUAGUGUCAAAAUUAAAAUUGAAUAGAAACAAGAUAAGAAACUUUGGUUUAUUUUGAUAACACGGUAUUUCUGGAGUUGUUAUUCGAAAGAGUCGUUGUGGUGUGUUGGCGUUGUUGUUUGAAAAUAUGCAAUAUAAUUAUAGCGGCACUCAAGACUUGAAAAUUUAACAAAAGUAGUUCAGAGUUUGAUAAUGUUUCGAUUGGUACGGAAUUGUGCGACUACAUUUGGCCGGCGAGUGCCGUUGGCUACUGAAAAUUUACGGUCACAGUCACCCAAAUUGAAAUUUAUCGGGUCAUUUGUGGUUGGCACCGGUAUUGCGACAUAUCUCUCAGUAACAUGUGUUCAUUUGGAGUCAAAGAAAAAAUUCAAUUUCAAGCAGUAUUUGGCCGAGCCAAUUACCGAUGUCGACAAAUUGACAGCCCAUCCGGAUGAUAUGAAAACGCGCAUGGAAUUAUUUAUUAUGAAAAUCCAAACGGAUUUUGUGCAUUCACUGGAAAAUGAGGAGAAUUUUGGCAAACGAUUCAUUGUGGAUCGAUGGCAACGCAAAGAGGGUGGUGGCGGUAUAACAUGUGUUUUACAGGAUGGUGAUGUAUUUGAGAAGGCCGGCGUCAAUAUUUCAGUGGUGUCUGGCACACUUCCAGCGGCAGCUGUGCAACAAAUGCGUUCACGUGGCAAAAACUUAGGCGAAGGACCAUUACCAUUCUUUGCAGCCGGCGUUAGCGCUGUCAUUCAUCCCAGAAACCCAAUAAUUCCGACCAUUCAUUUCAAUUAUCGCUAUUUUGAGGUCGAUGACACGAGCACGGGCCAAAAACAGUGGUGGUUUGGCGGUGGAACAGAUCUCACACCAUACUAUUUCAAUGAAGCUGACACCGUUCACUUCCACGAAACACUAAAGGCAGCUUGUGAUGAACAUGACGUUACCUAUUAUCCAAAAUUCAAGAAAUGGUGCGAUAAGUAUUUUCGUAUCCCACAUCGUGGAGAGUGUCGUGGAGUUGGUGGAAUUUUCUUUGACGACAUUGACACACCAUCACAAGAAGCCGCCUUCAACUUUGUACAGUCAUGUGCAAACGCUGUUAUCCCAUCUUAUUUGCCUAUUGUGGGAGCACAUAAGAACGAAUUCUAUGGUGAUCGAGAGCGUCAAUGGCAGUUAUUGCGACGUGGUCGUUACGUUGAAUUCAAUUUGAUUUAUGAUCGUGGCACAAAGUUUGGGCUAUAUACACCAGGCGCUCGCUACGAAAGUAUUUUAAUGUCGUUGCCUUUGUUGGCGAAAUGGGAGUACAUGCACGAGCCACCGAAAAAUUCCGAUGAGAGCAGAUUGCUGGAGAUUCUUCGCAAUCCAAAAGAUUGGAUUCCAAUCGAUGAGGCCGAAGGAGUGGGAGAAAAAGAAGGGAAAAAAGAAUCGAGUUCAUAGAUUUCUGAGUGAAUUGAACAAAAAUGGCAAAUGGGUUUUUAAUGCGAAUGUUAUUUUUUUUUAUAAUAAUAGAAUUUAUUACGAAUUUAAACUGUUUGGAAAUAAAAAAUAUAAAUUAUAUACAUUCGAAA